Molecule: messenger RNA, 577 nt
Organism: Onthophagus taurus
Lineage: Eukaryota; Metazoa; Arthropoda; Insecta; Coleoptera; Scarabaeidae
Product: ejaculatory bulb-specific protein 3
Source: RefSeq, a predicted model, not a curated record
GUCGAAACUGACCGAUAACUGUAAAACUUUCACUCAUCGUAUACUUUCCAAACGUAAACGAGCAAGAACCGCGUCAACAUGCAACUAAUAAAGAUUUUUUUUAUAACAAUCGCUUUGUUAAUAAUAAAUUUCGUGACGACUUUGGGUUUACCUCAAAAUACGAGUAGAACUCCAAUUUCCGACGACGCCUUAGAACAGGCUUUGAGCAAUAAGAAGUACUUAGAAAGGCAAUUAAAAUGCGCAGUGGGUGAAGUACCUUGUGACGCCGUUGGUAGAAAAUUAAAAAGUUUAGCUCCUUUGGUUCUUAGAGGUGCAUGUCCUCAGUGUACUCCUAGCGAAACAAGACAAAUACAAAAAGUGUUGGCGUAUGUACAAAAAAAUUUUCCGAAGGAAUGGAAUAAGAUUUUGCAACAAUACUCUGGUUGAAGAUUAAUCAUCACAAAAGUCUGAUUGUGAGCUUAUGUUAAAAAUUGUUUGUUUUAAUUAAUCCAGUUAAUAAUUUUGUAAGUUAUCUUAAGAACGCUAAAUGUAAUACUCAAUGUUAAUAUAGAUAAUUAAAAAAAAAUGUUAAAGACUA